Molecule: messenger RNA, 4242 nt
Organism: Nerophis ophidion (straightnose pipefish)
Lineage: Eukaryota; Metazoa; Chordata; Actinopteri; Syngnathiformes; Syngnathidae
Product: oocyte zinc finger protein XlCOF6.1-like
Exons: 3
Coding region: 356-1513 (385 amino acids)
Biological process (GO): regulation of transcription by RNA polymerase II
Cellular component (GO): nucleus
Molecular function (GO): DNA-binding transcription factor activity; RNA polymerase II cis-regulatory region sequence-specific DNA binding
Source: RefSeq, a predicted model, not a curated record
ACACCACAGGGUUGCUUGUCAACUACCAUUAAACCAAAGAAGAAGAAUAAUACGAAGGAGUAGAAAGCAAAAUGGCGUUUGACGGAGAAGGAAUAAAUGUGGCCACUGGCCAUUAUUGUUUCUCUAUUUGUAUUUAGUGCAUACAUGUACGCAUAUAUGUCGUGUAGUAGAUGAAACAUUGUUAGACAUUGUUUGUAUCCGGAUACAUUAGUCUGAGCGCACUUUAUCGCGUCUUGUGCUAGUUAGCUUAGCUUGUUAGCUGCUAACAAAGAGACGCGGACGUUAUCAACACGUCGCUAAGUAGAGAUCAAAUGUGAAUGUAAAGUGUUGUGAUUGUGUGAAAAUGUGAAAAAGAAUGAUAGCAAAGUAUGAGGAGGAACUUUGUCCAACAAAAGAGGAGAAGGAGCGACAACAUCAACUACUGGACGCUGUUUUCAAGAAACAUCAAGUUGUGUUACACAGAACAGACGUCCAGCAGCCCCCCCACAUUAAAGAGGCAGAGGGGGAAGUGUGUAUCACUCAGGAGGGAGAGUGUCUUCUAGGACAGGAGGAGGCUGAUCUCACCAAGUUUCCCCUGACUGUUGUCUCUGUGAAGACUGAAGAGCAUGAAGACAAACCACCUGAGUCUUCACAGCUUCAUCACAGUCCAAACGUCCAGCAGGUGUCAGCAGAGAGUCAUGAAGAGAUUCCCUCCAAGCAGCAGGAGUGGAGCUCUAGUGUGGGACAGAAGGAGCUACAGGCCCCCUCUCACAUUAAAGAGGAAGAGGAGGAACUGUGGGAGCAGCUUCAAAGGUUGGAGGAGGCAAAUAAUGAAGAUGAAGCUCAGUCCUUACAGCUUCAUCACAGUCAAAGUGAGGAGAACAGAGGGGCGGAGCUUGUAAGUCAGCACAUCACAGAAGCUGAUGGAGAGCAUUGUGAAGAUAUAAAGUCAGAACCAGACAGCAUUUUUGCUCCACUGUCAGACAUGGACCACAUGAUGUCAGACUCUUCUGAUCACAGUGACCACAUCCAAAAACCUUUGGAGACUAAAAAUGACUCUAAAGAUGAUACAAGACAUCACACUAACAACAAACACUUUGACUGCUCUGAAUGUGGGAAAUCAUUUAGACGGAAGAGUAAUUUUACAGUACACAUGAGAAUACAUAAAGGAGAGAAACAUUUUUCUUGCUCUGUUUGUAAGAAGAGUUUCUCCACAAAGCUUAUCAUGACCAGACACAUGAGAACACACACUGGAGAGAAACCUUUUACUUGCUCUGUUUGUAAGAAGAGUUUCUCCAUAAAGGAAAGCGUGACCAGACACAUGAGAACACACACUGGAGAGAAACCUUUUCUGUGCUUAGUUUGUCCCAAAAGAUUCUCCAUGAAUGACCAAAUGAAAAGACACAUGAGAACACACACUGGAGAGAAACCUUUUCUGUGCUCAGUUUGUCCCAAAAGAUUCUCCAUGAAUGACCAAAUGAAAAGACACAUGAGAACACACACUGGAGAUAAACCUUUUACUUGCUCUGUUUGAAGGAAGAGGUUCCCCAGAAAGCUUGACAUGUCCACGCACAUGAGAACACAUACUGGAGGGAAACCUUUUACUUGCCCUGUUUGUAAGAAGAGUUUCUCCACAAACCUUGUCAUGACCAGACACAUGAUAACACACACUGGAGAGAAACUGUUUAGUUGCACUGUGUGUGUUAAAAGGUUCAGGUUUAAGAAUCAGGUCAGUGAGCAUAAGUGUGUAACAGUCAUGGAAGCUGCAGGGAUUUAAAAACACUUAAACAGUGAUUGUGCUAAAUGUACUUUAAAAACACAUCAAGUUUAAUAUAAUAUGAAUGUAUAUUUGAUGUUGCAUGUAGUGCUUCUCAUCUUCUACUGUUAUAUGUUGUCCUGUGCUUUCUUUUUAAAGGCCUUCUGAAACCCACUACUACCCACCACGUAGUCUGAUAGUUUUUAUAUCAAUGAUGAACUAUUAACAUUGUAACACAUGCCAAUACGGCCUUUUUAGUUUACUAAAUUGCAAUUUUAAAUAUACCGGGAGUUUUUUCUUGAAAACGUCACGUAAUGAUGACGUGUAUGCUUGACGUCACGGGCUGUUCGGAAAUAUGAGCGCUGCACACACACACAGCUAAAAGUCGUCUGCUUUAACCGCAUAAUUAUACAGUAUUUUGGACAUCUGUGUUGCUGAAUCCUUUGCAAUUUGUUCAAUUAAUAUUGGAGAAGUCAAAGUAGAAAGAGGGAGUUGGGAAACUUCAGCCUUUAGCCACACAAACACACGGUGAUUCCUUGUUUAAAAUUCACGGAGUUGAAACUUUGCUAUGGAUCACAGCAAACAUGGAUCCCAACCGAAUGUCAACCAGCAGGUUUCGGUGAGAAAAUUGUGGUAAAAAGUCACUUCUUAACGGAUAUCAGCUGAGCUUGUGCCACCCAUACAGCUGCCGUGGACUUCCCUGAGACACUGCGCGUCAACACACCCGUGGACGUACACCUCCGACUAUCAGGUACUGUUAAACUCACUAAAACACUAGGAACACAAUAGAAAGAAAAGGGAUUUCCCAGAAGUAUCCUAGUAAAUGUGUCUAAAAACAUCAGAAUCCGUCCCAAUGCAACCGCGUUUAUUUAUUUUCUGUAACUUUUUUUUUUUUUUUCUAGUUCGUCGCUAUCAAUAUCCUCAAACAUGAAUCUUUCAUCCUCGCUCAAAUUAAUGGGGAAAUUGUCGUUUUCUCGGUUCGAAUAGCUGUUUUUGUUGGAGGCUCCCAUUAAAAUCAAUGUGAAUAUGUGAAGACCCAUCAACAUGGGACCUCAUCGUCUGCAACUUCCGGUAGAGGCAGUGCUUUUCUCUUAGCACCGAAAGUUGAGAACUUUAUCGUGGAUGUUCUCUACUAAAUCCUUUCAACAAAAAUAUGGCAGUAUCGCGAAAUGAUCAAGUAUGACACAUAGAAUGGACCUGCUAUCCUUGUUUUAAUGAGAAAAUCUCAUUUCAGCAGGCCUUUAAAGGGGAACAUUAUCACAAUUUCAAAAGGGUUAAAACCAAUAAAAAUCACUUCCCAGUGGUUUGUUUUAUUUUUUCAAGAUUUUUUCAAAAUUUUACCCGUCCCGGAAUAUCCCUGAAAAAAGAUUUAAAGUGCCUUAUUUUCGCUAUCUUCGAAGACACUAUCCAUUUUACUGUGAUGUCAUACAGUGCUGCCAAUGUAAACAAACAAUGGCGAAUAGCACAGCAAGAUAUAGCGACAUUAGCUCGGAUUCAGACUCGUAUUUCAGCGGUUUAAGCGAUUCAACAGAUUAUGCAUGUAUUGAAACGAAUGGUUGGAUUAUGGAGGCGGAUAGCGAAAACAAAAUUGAAGAAGAAACUGAAGCUAUUGAGCGAAUAGCUAUUGACGCUAUUCGGCCAUAGCAUGGCCGAAUAGUGUCAAUAGCAUCGCCGGUAAAAUGUGCGGACCAAACGUUUAGGACUUUCGCAUCUUGUAACACUGGAGCUACUUAAAUCCGUUGAUUGGUAAGUGUUUUUUUCGCAUUAUUUGUGGGUAUCUAGUUUCAAAUGUACAUACAGCUAGCCUAAAUAGCAUGUUAGCAUUGAUUAGCUGGCAGUCACGCCGCGACCAAAUAUGUCUGAUUGGCACAUAAGUCAACAACAUCAACAAAACUCACCUUUGUGAUUUUGUUGACUUUAUUGUUGCAAAUGCAUCUGCAGGUUAUCCAUACAUCUCUGUGCCAUGUCUGCCUUAGCAUCGCCAGUAAAAUGUGCAGACACUCCGGCACAUUCAAUGGAGGGUCUGGUGGCAUAUUUCUUUCCACUUUCGCAUAUUUGGGCCAGUGGUGCAACUUGAAUCCCUCCCUGUCAGUGUUGUUGCACCCUCCGACAACACACCGACGAGGCAUGAUGUCUCCAAGGUUCCAAAAAAUAGUCAAAAAAACGGAAAAUAACAGAGCUGAGACUCGGUGUUUGUAAUGUGAUUGAGAAAAUGAAAAUGGAGGCUUUAUUACCUAGGUGACGUCAUGUUCUGACGUCAUCGCUCCAUGAGCGAUAAACAGAAAGGCGUUUAAUUCGCCAAAAUUCACCCAUUUAGAGUUCGGAAAUCGGUUGAAAAAAUAUAUGGUCUUUUUUCUGCAACAUCAAGGUAUAUAUUGACGCUUACAUAGUUCUGGUGAUAAUGUUCCCCUUUAAGUUGUGUACAUAUGUUGUGUGCAUAUUAUUGUAUUCUAUUUUCUCAUUUGUUUAUUUUUCACACAUUUUUUCCAUUGCAUUUUUUUGAUGUU